This is a messenger RNA of Trypanosoma conorhini, 1044 nucleotides long. Its product is annotated as putative glyceraldehyde-3-phosphate dehydrogenase. Lineage: Eukaryota; Euglenozoa; Kinetoplastea; Trypanosomatida; Trypanosomatidae. The transcript has a single exon. Gene Ontology annotation, molecular function: NAD binding; oxidoreductase activity, acting on the aldehyde or oxo group of donors, NAD or NADP as acceptor. The record is from RefSeq and is a predicted model, not a curated record. Bases 1 to 1044 code for a protein of 347 amino acids.
AUGGGUGAUGUUGCUAUGCCGGUUUGCGUAGGCAUCAACGGCUUUGGACCAGUUGGGCAGGCUGUCCUUUUUUCCUCGUUCACGGAGCCCACAGUGAAAGUGGUGGCGAUCAACGAUGCUUCUAUGAAUAUUGACUACAUCGCAUACUUGCUGCAGCGCGAAAGUCCCCUUUCUGCGGCAGACAGAGCUUCGGUGGUGGUCGUUGGGGAGUUCAUCUGCAUUCAGGGCUCUCAUAAAAUUCGUGUGUCACAGAAACACGAUCUCGUGGACAUUGCAUGGCAGGACGUUGGAGUGCAUUACGUGGUGGAGUGCACAGGAUUAAGCUCAACGCGAGAGCGGUGUUGGGGACAUGUUACGGGGGGUGCUAAAGGCGUUGUUAUUGCAGGGCAGAGCGCGGACGCGCCAACUCUCAUUCUUGGGGCGAAUGACGCCGAAUUCAAGAAGGUCUGCCCUGUUGUCUGCGCUGGCCUCCCUGUUGCAGUUGCACUUGUGCCUCUCAUUCGUUUUAUGCAUGAACAAUACGGUAUAGAUGAGUGCUCCUACACCGCUAUUCACGGUAUGCGGUCAGCGGAGCUUACCGCAGGAAGGUCCAAAAAUCCGCAAGACUGGCGCCAAACAAGAGUGUCACUUGACAGCAUUGUUCCCUACAUCCACACCGGCAAUAAGACCAUGGAGAGGGUUCUGCCGGGUCUCGUGGGACGCAUCUCUGGAAGUGCGUUUCAGGUUCCCGUGACAAAAGGAUGUGCCGUGGACAUGCUGGUGCGGCUGAGCCAGCCUGUCCCGAAGGAAGUGCUGGAUGAAGCUUUGAAGGAGGCCGCCACAGGUCGACUCAGUGGAGUGUUUGUGUACUCGAACGAGGAUUUCGUUAGUCGAGACUGUGUGCCAAAUGGUAAGUUGUAUUACGACGCCAAAACUUCUCAUUCUAUACGUGAAGGGGAGGCGCACAAACUACUUCUGUGGUUUGACCUUGACGGAGGCUAUGCGAAGCGGAUUUUGUCCCUGCUGGUGUUUUUGCAUCAGAUGGGCGACAGUGACGGGAUGUAA